Malassezia japonica is the source of this 1554-nucleotide messenger RNA. RefSeq names its product dolichyl-P-Glc:Glc1Man9GlcNAc2-PP-dolichol alpha-1,3-glucosyltransferase (gene ALG8). The record is from RefSeq and is a predicted model, not a curated record. NCBI's taxonomy places the organism in Eukaryota, Fungi, Basidiomycota, Malasseziomycetes, Malasseziales, Malasseziaceae. The coding region runs from base 1 to 1554 and encodes 517 amino acids. The transcript has a single exon. Gene Ontology annotation, cellular component: endoplasmic reticulum membrane. Gene Ontology annotation, molecular function: dolichyl pyrophosphate Glc1Man9GlcNAc2 alpha-1,3-glucosyltransferase activity. Gene Ontology annotation, biological process: protein N-linked glycosylation.
AUGGACGCGCCGGGCGUGACGGCGCUGGUGCUCGGCACGCUCACGAAAGUGCUGCUAUGGCCGGCGUACCACUCGACCGACAUGGAAGUCCACCGCAACUGGUUUGCGGUGACGUACAGCCUGCCGCUGCGGGAGUGGUACGUCGACGCGACGUCCGAGUGGACGCUUGAUUAUCCGCCGUUCUUUGCCUACCUCUCGUGGCUCCUGGCGCAGCCCGCGGCGUGGGUCGACAAGCAGAUUGUCGACCUGCACGCGCUGGGCUAUGCGGCAUGGCCGUGCAAAGCGUACAUGCGCGCGACCGUGCUCGUGACCGAGCUCGUGCUUGCCGCGGCGCUCUACGCGCACGCGCGGUGCACGCCGGAGCACAGCGCGAACCGCGUGCUGCUGCUGAGCGUGCUGCUACACCCCGGCCUGCUGAUGGUCGACCACAUCCACUUUCAGUACAAUGGCGUGCUCUUUGGCGUGAUGCUCUGGUCGCUGUGGGCCGCACGCGUCGACCGAAUGCUGCUGUGUGCCGCGCUCUUUUCGUCGUUGCUCAACCUGAAGCACAUUUAUCUGUACGUGGCACCGGCGUGGACCGUGUACCUUUUCCGCGCGUACCUCUUCCCGACGCUGCCGACGUCGGGCAAGGCGUGGGCCGCGGCCUUCGCACGGACCGCACAGCUCGGCGCCGCGACGAUCGCACCGUUUGUGCUGAGCAUUGCGCCGUUUGCACUCGACGCAGUGCACGGCGAGGGCACCGCGAGCGUGAUGAGCGCCAUGUAUGCGCGCCUCUUUCCGUUCCACCGCGGCCUGAUCCAUGCGUACUGGGCGCCGAACGUCUGGGCGCUCUACACGGCGCUCGAUCGCGUCCUGCUCUUUGCGACCGGCAAGUCGGGCGUCGUGUCGGCGUCGCGUGGCAUCGUCGGGGAUACCGCGUUUGGCGUGCUGCCCGACGUGCGGCCGCCGACGUGCUUCCUGCUCGCUCUUGCUUGCAUGGUGCUGUACGCGGUGCGCCUGUGGCAGCGGCCGACGUACCGCGCGCUCGUGCUGUGCGUCGCGCUUUGUGGCCUCACGUCGUUUGCCGUCGGAUGGCACGUCCACGAAAAGGCGAUCCUCCUCGCCGUGGUACCGCUCAGCCUCGUCGCCGCGCACGGCUACGCCUACCUGCGCAUCUGGGAGCUGCUGUCGGCCGUGUCGAUCGUGUCGCUCUUUCCGCUGCUCUUUACGCCGCUCGAGACGCCGGUCAAGCUCGUGUACAGCGCGAUCUGGUUCGCGGUCGUGCGCCACGCAUUGCACCGCCGCGUCCUGCGCCCGAUGCCGACGAACCUCGGCGAGAUUGUGCACUUUUUCGAGACGCAGUACAUGUACGGCCUCGCGCUCUUGGCCCUCGUCACGAAUGUCGUGUGGCCGCUCGCGGUUGCGGCGGCACCGACCCUUGCGUCGCCACGCAUCGAGUUCCUUCCUUUGAUGGCGACCAGUGUCUACUGCGCGCUCGGCGUGAUGUGGGUCUGGCUGCGCCUCUCGAUCAGCUACUGGCAGGACCCGUUCAUGGACAAGGUAAAGGACGCAUAG